This is a messenger RNA of Symbiodinium necroappetens, 1893 nucleotides long. The record is from the annotation of a GenBank genome assembly. Lineage: Eukaryota; Dinophyceae; Suessiales; Symbiodiniaceae.
GUAGAGGUACGCACCAGCGAGAAGAAGUACUACUGGAAUGCCACAAAAGACGACGUGCUUUGGGAACCUCCGCCCAAUGUAAGGGUCAUCUGGGCAGCAGAGAAGCUGCCUGGCACUAGCAAGACUUACUACUGGAACAAGGAGACGAACGAGAGUGUUUGGACGCUCCCUUCCCAAUCUCGGAACCAAGCUCUAGGCCCAUGCGUGCCGGGCCCUUGUGGCCCUGGGCCCUGCGGCCCUGGGCCUUGUGGUCCUCCGCGACAGGCUGCGCCCAGCGUUGGGCCAGGCCCAUGUGCUCCUUGCCCUUGCGGCCCAUGUGGGCCUGCGUCUGGACCGUGUGGUCCUCGACCUUGUGGGCCCUGUGGGCCCUGUGGCCCUUGCGGUCCUUGCGGGCCUUGUGGGGGCUGCCAACUUAGUCCUUGUUUGCCUGGUGGUCCUUGUGGGCAUGGCCCCGUGCCGCCGAAACCAGCUGGGCCGCCCUUCGGACAAGGCCCCUGCGCGUCGGCAGAAUACAGAGUAUCGCCCACGGUUGGAAGCACUCGGACGCGGCCUGAGAGCUGGGCAGACGUCCGUGAUGGGCCGAUCAUGGACCGGCUGGAAGAUUAUGCGCCAGAGCAGUCAGCAGGGCAAAGGAUCCUGGGCUCCUUGGCGAAGUUUGGUGGUGCAGCGGAACCACCGUCUGAAGGUCCUGGUUGGUGGGCUUCCGAGGACUAUGACAAUUGGUGGGGUCAAUGUCGUGCAAGGUUCCUGCACGAAGUUCAAGCGGUCAGAGGCGUUGCCAAAGCGGGGAAGCUUGUUUGGGAGAUGCUGCCACAAGACGUGGACCUCUCAAAGCUGGCGGUGCUCGAAGUUGAGGCAUCUGUAAAUGCUGCGUCCAUCUUUCCGGCUGACUUCUGUAUCGCCGGUGCGGACCCCGAAGGUUUGCCUGCCGCGGCACAUGUCACGCCAGGUUACCUGGUGGCGGCCUUCGCAGACACGCCGUAUGAUGCGUCAGAUGCGCUUUGGACGUUGAGCCGAUGUUGGUGGUCGCUAAUCAAGGCAACAACCAGCCUGGUUACCCUGGUCUUCAUCACGGCCUUGGGUGGAAGCGGAGAGGCGGCAGAUGCCGGAGAGGAGAACAGCUACCUGGAGUUGCACCGCCAGUGUUUGAUGCAGUCCCCUGCACCUCUGAUCUUUGCUGCCCAGCGCGUUGCUGGAGGCAGCAGAAGACCCCGCCUGCUUGGUGGCUGGAACGUUUCCAAGUCGCAGAGAGACAAGGCCACGGAGUGGUUGAACCCACGAGAAUGGGGAUGGAACGGAGGAGGCGGCGAAGGUGGCUGGAACCACCAGGGCGCGCCUCGAGGCAGAAGGAAGCGGGAUGGCUACGAUGGAUAUGAGCAGGCCUGGCCUGAAGAAGACUGGUCUCAGUGGGACGGUGAGACAGAGGACCACUUACUGGAGAGCGUCCAGGAGUUUCUGUCGACAGGUCCCAAAGAGGUUCAGGAGUUGGCCUCCAUGUUCGCCGGCCGCUUCAACGCAGUGGUCCGAGCUGAUCCUCGGAGUGGCUACAGCCAUGAAAGAAAAAACGAUGGUAGUUUCAAAAAGUGGCUACUUGGUGCCGGCUUCGAGGCGAGCGCACUCUUCGACCGGAACAAGUGCCUUAUUUCAUUGCCGUAUUCAAAGCGGACUACCCGUGGCACCAGAGGUGGGAGGAAGAACCGUGGUGGUGACCGGGGAGGUGCAGAGCACAUCGAUGCGGAGCAGGAUUACUUCGAUGCUCCGCAGGGAAUGUAUUCGCGUCAGCUUGCCAGUUUAUAUCUGGGCCAGAGCGACUUGAUUCCCAAAGAGUCCCUCGACUCAGCGCCAGGUGAGGGACCCGGCAGAAGAGGGCCUGGCCCACCAUCGAAGUGGUGA